This is a messenger RNA of Amoebophrya sp. A120, 1549 nucleotides long. Lineage: Eukaryota; Dinophyceae; Syndiniales; Amoebophryaceae. The record is from the annotation of a GenBank genome assembly.
AGGCUCGUGUGAGUCUUCCAGAACCUCUACCCUGUGAGUUCACGAGAAUUCCCCUGAAUUGAGGCCCACACAGAUUCGAACAAGUUGUCUGAGCGUCAUCGUCUUUUUUACUUCGGAAUACGACUGCUCAGGCCCCAGCAACCGACAUUUAUUUCUUCAUCAAACAGCAGGAUCAGGACUACGAAAACUAGAGAACAAAGUACGCAUGUUUUGACUAUUGAGAAUAGAGAUACACAGGGAAAACACCAAAAAAACCGAUGGCGGAGCACGCGAGCGGCUCGCGGGAUGUCUCCAAGGACAUGACCCGCGGCGACAGCAAGGCACGGAGAUCUUCGUUGGCAAAAGACACCGGGCAGAGCUUGACCGAUUUGGCACAGCAAAAGGAAUUCACGAAGCCAACCUACCUGCUGGAGGUACAUAUUAAUUUUUAUUUAAAUGCUUUUCUGUGCGACGUGACGAGAGCGAUUGGCAAAAAAAGCUCUGUGGUAUAGUAAUAUGACAACAUCGGACUUCGCUGCUAUCGCUAUGUGAGCACAUGCCGACCGCAAAACCUCUAGCAACUCUCACGAAUUCAGGUUCUGAACCCGGUUCUGGAGGCAAUGGCAUUGCGGUAUUUCGAAAAAGACGAGAUGGAGCAGUUGCAGACAAGCUACGAGGACACUGUCAAGCAAUACAUUGCCUGGAUCCAGGAGACACGUAUUUUUAUUGUGUUGCGUUUUCUGAAUAGCAGCAGCAGUUUAAGUUCUUGUCAGACAUGUUGUGUGUCCUGCAUAACAAACGAGUUGAAAUUGAACAUAAACAGAAAAUCUCCCACCGCCACCCGAGUACGAUUCCGAUGAGCCGUCGAAGGAAGAGUUGCAGCGAUUGCGCGACAGUAUUCUUGAUUUUGUGCUGCCUAUGUGUGUUGAUCUUGAUCCGCAUGAAUCUGAAUGAAGUUUUUCCUCUUUUGUUGGGAAGGCUAGGCAACAUCUGCUUUGCGAAACGGAGACAUCACCGUUACUCAACAUGCAAAUUUCAACCCCACUAUCCAGGUAUUUCGGAGCUGAAGCGUAAGUUGGCCGACAUCGAAAAGAUCGAGGACGCUGCGAAACCAUCCGACAAGAUGAAGUCCACUGUCAGGAGGGUGUCCGCUGCCCGGAGAGUCAGCAAAUUGCUCUCCGCCGGAGCGGCGGCGGGCUAGGCGGGAAGCGGAAAACACAGGUGUGAUCUACUACAGGCGGCAGAAACUUUUCUGAGGCUCACGGAAGUAUGGCUGGCAGGGCUGGCGGCAGCUAAGAGUCUUUGCCGCAAUUGCAAAAUUAAAGUCAAAGGAGAAAAUGUAUGUUGUUACCGUUAGCCUUAUCUUUCUUCCGCCGCUGUAAAAGAUUUUCUCUGGUGACUACAUUGUUAUUGUCGCUGAGAAUCUGAUGAAUUUGAAAAGUUGAGAACAUAGAAACUGUUGCACGAGAAUUCAGAAGACUCGCAGUGCGCCGGCGAGCAGAACACCCUGAGAAUAAAAAAAGCAACAAGAAAUUAUAGCACAAAAAUGCACAAUCGCCAUGAAUCUUUC